This is a messenger RNA of Pararge aegeria (speckled wood butterfly), 754 nucleotides long. RefSeq names its product glutathione S-transferase 2-like. Gene Ontology annotation, biological process: glutathione metabolic process. Gene Ontology annotation, molecular function: glutathione transferase activity. Bases 95 to 739 code for a protein of 214 amino acids. The transcript is spliced from 5 exons. The record is from RefSeq and is a predicted model, not a curated record. Lineage: Eukaryota; Metazoa; Arthropoda; Insecta; Lepidoptera; Nymphalidae.
CGAAUGUUGUAAAGAUACCUCCUGGUGUCUUAGUCGUUUAUCACAUGAAAAUCUCCUGACACACAGGACGGAAGUCGGUAAAUCACUGGCAAUUAUGCAAUCAUUGCUUGGGAAUCUAACAACAAUGCCUAAAAUCGCAGUCUAUUACUUCCCUCUGAAGGCGCUCGGCGAAGGUAUCCGGCUUCUGCUGGCGUACGGAGGCGAGGAGUUCGAAGACUGCAGGAUUACCAAAGAAGAAUGGGCCGAUGUGAAGCCAACGAUGCCCUUCGGUCAGAUGCCGAUACUCGAAAUCGACGGCAAGAAGUACGCGCAGAGUUCGGCGAUCGUGCGCUACCUCGGACGCAAGUACGGGCUCGUUGGCAAGAAUAUCGAGGAAGACUUCGAAAUCGAUCAAAACAUCGAGUUCUUUACUGACAUUCGCACAAAAGCCGGCAGUGUCUUCCACGAGCAAGACGAGAAGGUGAAAGCGAGUAAGCAGGCUGAGCUUGAGAAGAAUUACUAUCCAGUCGCAUUGAAGAAGCUGGAUGAAAUCAUCACAAAGAACAAGGGUCAUAUGGCUAUUGGAAAGUUGACAUGGGCUGACUUCCUAUUCGCGGGCAUGUAUGACUGCUUAAAGACGAUCCUGCAGAUGCCAGACCUCGACGAGAAGUAUCCGAGCUUCAAGAAGCUGCAGGAAACAGUAUUAGCUAUUCCCAAGGUCAAGGCGUUCUGCGAUAAAGCACCCAAGUCCCCAUAUUAAACCUUCAAUUGUAUA